Molecule: messenger RNA, 7675 nt
Organism: Austrofundulus limnaeus
Lineage: Eukaryota; Metazoa; Chordata; Actinopteri; Cyprinodontiformes; Rivulidae
Gene: zbtb4
Product: zinc finger and BTB domain containing 4
Exons: 3
Coding region: 384-5843 (1819 amino acids)
Biological process (GO): regulation of transcription by RNA polymerase II
Cellular component (GO): nucleus
Molecular function (GO): sequence-specific DNA binding; DNA-binding transcription factor activity, RNA polymerase II-specific
Source: RefSeq, a predicted model, not a curated record
UAUAUAAAUAAUAAUAUUAAGGAUUAUAAUGGGGACAAAAAUAAAUUACGACCUAAUAAUAAUUAGUUUUAUUUAUGGUAACGCGUGUCUUUGAGGGGUGAACAUUCACAUAUGUAGGGGGAGCUCUUGUCUGGUGGUGUCGGUGUGUUUUCAGGGUCUGCUGAGGAACCAGGAGGAGGGGCCGCUUCGUAGCACAAAUAAAGGAGGCGAGCGCACACACGACCAGCAGCAGCAGCAGCGUGUUGGCCGCAGAUGCAGGGACUUGUUGAGUCGGCCCUGAAAAGAUGUCGCUUCCUCUUUAAGAAACUGCUGACAUCCGAACUCCCUGAACCCACUUUGAUCUCAGGCCAAGUCAGCUGGAGAGCAGAUUUCUGGGGCUGGUCAUGGUGUCCGGUGAGAAGGCGUGGGACCCCCACCACGCGGGCCGUUUUCAUCCACGUCUGAGCGAAAAGCACCAGGCUCCUGGCCUGAGUCCCGUCUACGACUCCUCCCGAAUCGCUGUCAAGAACCCUGCACUCCAACGAAGUCAGCGUUUGUCACCUUUGUCUUCCCCAGCACCGCUGUUAGGAGCACUCAGCACCUUUGCCCCCUCCUCGGACUCACAUUCGCCUGCCAGCCUUUACAGCCGGAGCGAGGCUGAAGGACUACACGACCCUGUCCGCUGUCCUGGCGUGGCCUCUCGGUCUGAGGAGGGGAAAGCGGAGCAGCUGGACAUGAAGGGGAAACGGCUCGGAUGUCGCGUAGAGGCCACUAUGGAGGACAAGCUGGAUGAUAUGGGCGACGGACCUAAGAAUGCCAAAAUCACCCUGAGCUUCCCGCUCAAUGCCGCCCCCCUCCCCACGUCUCUGACCUCACCGAACCACUGUCACAGCUCUUCUUCCUCGUCUCCUUCACCCCACCGACGGCGACUGUCAUCCAAGAGCUCCGACAAGGGGUCGCUGUGGAAGCUGGACGCCACCACCGACGUAAAGCACCGACAUUUCAAGGCCCCGAGACACGACAGCUCUCCAUCCUCUUCGCCCUCCUCCUCCCCUAUGAGAGUUCCCGCCUUCAUGAGGAAGGAGGUGAAAUCCUCGCCUCCUAUGAAAUGCUCCAAACUCAACCCGGAGGCUCAGAUCCACAGGUCGCCCCCGAGGUCUUCAGGCGGACCUUUAGGCGGCUGUUUCGGUGGCGACGGGUGGGGCGACAGGUACAACGGCACAGCCUCACCCUCCCAGACGGCCCAGAUCCUCUUCAGUCUGGGCGCGUCGGCCUAUCAGAGGGGCGGGGAGGCGGAGAGGAGAGAAAAGCUGACAGGGAGGCCAGCUGGGAAAGCAGGAAGCCCCCAUGGACCGAGCCUUCACCCACCCACCCUCCAUUUCCCUCCCCCAUUACCGCCGCCGCCGCCUCCCCUGCCUACCGAGGGUCUUACCGCUCCCCCUCACUCGUCCUCCUACCCCCCCACCGACAGCCUGAAGCCGGAGCUGAUCUGCGGCGUGUGCCAUCGACUCUUCAGCUCGGCCUCCUCCCUCACGGUGCACAUGCGGCUGCAUCGCGGCAGCCGCGCCCUCAGCUGCCGCUGCUGUGGCAAAGUCUUCAUCCACAGCAAGAGGCUGCAGUCCCACGAGACAUCCUGCAGAGGGCCGGGCCUGUCGUCCAGCAGCCUGCGCCCCCCUCCCCCGCCUCCUCCUCCUCCUCUGCCACUCACUGUGCAGCCAAAAGAGGAGCCGCUGGAGGAAGGGGAGGUGAGAGUGGAGGGGGGUGUGAUCAUGGGACAAACCGACAUCAUUAAGGCGCGGCCCGGGAAGAAGGCGAGGAGCCUCCUGGCACGCCUCCAAGGCGAUGACGCGGCAGCCGGGGAGCUGCUGGCGGGCGACGAGAACCACUUCGUGAAGGUGGUGGACGGCAACGUCAUCUACUUCUGCUCCGUGUGCGAGCGCUCCUACAUGACCCUGUCCAGCCUGAAGCGGCACUCCAACGUGCACUCCUGGCGGCGCAAAUACCCCUGUCACUACUGCGACAAGGUCUUCGCCCUGGCCGAGUACCGCACCAAGCACGAGGUGUGGCACACGGGGGAGCGGCGGUACCAGUGCAUCUUCUGUUGGGACGCCUUCGCCACCUACUACAACCUCAAAACACACCAGAAGACCAUCCACGGCAUCAAUCCGAGCCUCAUCUCCAGUGAAAAGACUGCGAACGGGGGCUACAAACAGAAAGCUGAUGCCCUCAAGCUCUACCGUCUUCUCCCCAUGCGCUCCCAGAAGAGACCCUACAAAACCUAUAGUGACAGCUUGCAUAAUGGCCUUCUCCUCCCUCCAGCUGAAAACCCCUCCCUCUCCCUGCCUGGCCUGGGCUGUGCUUUAGGCCCCGAGGACCUGCAGAGCCUCAUCGCUGGAGCCCCCCCUCAGAGUGUGAAGCCCGAUCCUGAUGCUUUCCCUGACGAGUUUCCUGUUUCUGUUACUGCUGAGCAAGGGGACCUCUCUGCACUAACACCCCUGACGCAGACUGACGUGGCCCAAGUGAGAAAACAAGAGAGCGAGGCCUCAGAGUCCGAGCAGGACAGAGGCAGCUUUAAAACGUCUGGCAGCAGCAAAACCAAAGCUUUUAAGACUGGUAGAGGCACAGAAGCGAGCAUGCCGUCUGUGAUCACGUACGGCCAUACAAAACCCUCCGUUAUAGUUCACGGGGCAACAGUGUCAUCCUCUGUCAUUGUGCAUAGCAAUCAGGUUUCCUCUGGAAGUAAUAAAAGCCUGUUGAACAGCCCGUCCCCUGAAACCAGUAGCAGUCAGGCUUUAAUUAAAGCCAGUCCGAGGCCAAUCAAAAAGCAAAGGGACAGCUCCGAAAAUCACAGAAAGAGAUCCAAAGACCGUUCAGACACCACAGAGGAGGGCUCGAGAGGCAGACAGGAAGCAGAAACGGGGAGAGUGUUUCACAAAUCACGCAAGUCCCACAGCAAGAGCAGUAUCCCAGCCUCAAAGCAGGUGUCAGCAUCUGUGGGGACACAGAUCAAAGAGGCGGGGCCCCUGUGUCAGAUCACUGUACGCAUUGGCGAGGAGGCCAUCGUGAAGCGGAGCAUCUCCGAGACUGACCUUCGAAGAGACAAGAGCCUGUCCCCGCCCAAAAUCAAACGGAGUGAAACAUCAUCGGCAAAGGAGACGCACCACCAUCACCACAAGCACCGCCUCCAGAGCAGGGCUGCCCUGGCAACAGAGGGCAACGAGGAAGCAGGAGAUUGUGAGGGGGAGGGGGAGGAGGAGGGCAGGAGAGAGAGCUCCAAAUCCCCGGAUCAUGUGAGGGAGUACUACUUCCGUAAGGGGGUACGUGAGCAGGACAGUGACAACGACAUGGAGGACAACUUGUGGCGACCCUACUACUCCUACAAGCCGAAGAGAAAGGCUCAAGCACAUCUGCAGAGAGUGAAGAGCUGGCAACGAAAGCUUAAAUACAAACGCUCCAUCCGACUGAAGAGGAGGGCAGAGAGACUCAAAAGGCUAAUGAAUAAACAAACGGAGAAAUCACAAGAUGAGGACGAUGAUGGGACGGCUGAGGAGGCCGAGAAACUGUCGAGGCCCAACGAGGAYAUGGAGGAGAGAAACGAGACCGAUAAUCACUCCUCUCCUUCAAAGGAGAAACAAACGGAUGCAGAAGAAGAGGCUCGUCACGAGGUUCCCACCCCUCCUGUUCCCUCUCCAAAGCCUCCCCUGUCUCCCUCAGCGGCUCCUGCAGGAAUAAAGAGGCGGCCUUGGACCAACGGGAACGCUGCAGAGUGCGCCACAUGUGGCCGCUGGUUCUCAAGUCCCAGGAAGCGAGACAAGCAUGAGUUGAGCCAUCUGCUGGAGUUCGUUUGCCUCUUCUGUCGAGCCACGUUCCCCUCAAGGGACAAGCUGGAGGAUCACCAGAGAGUCCAGCACCCCAAGCCUAGCGAGGCGCCCUCCGCACCCUCAAAAUGUGUCGAAGCAGCUGUAGGGGUCGUGAACAAAUCAGUGCCAGAAAUAUCAAAAUACAACGAGGACAAGGGGGCGCAAAUGGGCUUAUCGGGGAGCAGCUCUAGUCCAAGUCGCAUCGGCAGGAGAGCAUUAUCACGUCACACCUGCCUACAGUGCCACAAGGUCUGCAAGACGUCCUCGGCAUUGAAUCGCCACGUCCGACGUCACGAGUUGAGUAGUUCUCCGGAGAGAGAGAAAGAGGAAAUCAGCUCAGAGCCACAACCCCCGCCACACACAUUUACUGACUCUCUUUGCACAGAUCCAGAGGGCAAUCAGGAACAACCCCCCAGCGCUCUCUCUGUUUCAGUUAUCAGCUAUUCAGCACCAGAUCCACCCAGUGGGGGGCAGCCGGAGGACCAUCUAAGAGAACUUACAGACGACUAUCUGAAGUCGGAUCCCAGUGAAAAACUACAACUCCCCGAGAGCAACUCCAGACCACAAACUGCAGAGCCGACGUUAGAAAGUGCAGUGAACCUCGUGCCCUCUAUGCCUGAACUCAGGCCUGCCACGCCCUCCCCCACACAGAGCGUGCUGGUCCUGAAUGGACCCAGCUGCCUCGACUACCGCACGCCCGGCAGGAAGAGCCUGGACAGCCAGAUCUACAGGACGCCCAGCCCUUUGCACUUCACCGCGUCCGCCAGCGCCUCCCCAAGUGCACCUGUCACAUCGCAGACCAGAAUGAUCGCGGCUGCUCCUCCCGUCUCCGAGGCGGGACUCGUGAGACGGGAUGGGGUCAUUAUUGACAGGGAGAGACAAGCGGGGAGCGGUGCAGUUAUGCGUGCGAGUUACGAGGACUCGCCCCUGGUCCGGGACCUCAGGCUGCAGCCUCCGUCCCGGAGCCCGUCCCCCAACGAAGCACAAGACCUGACCAUGUCCUCGAUUUUAGCUCGAGAGAGAGAGCUGGAGAGGCAGAGGGAGAGAGAGAGGGAGGUGGAGAGGCAGAGGGAGAGAGAGAGGGAGGUGGAGAGGCAGAAGGAGAGCGAGAGGGAGGUGGAGAGGCAGAGGGAACGGGGGAGGAGCAGAGACAUUGAGAAGGAACGAGAGAAAGAGAUGGAGAGGGCCCAGAAAGUCUGUCGAGUUUCUCACCAUCUGCAGGACCAAACUGCACUCCUGGUUCCCAAAAAGGAGCCCUUGAGCCCUGUGCCGUCUCCCCAACAUGUCCCCCUACAGACCACUAUGAACGGGCCCCCUACACACAGACACACUCCCAAACCCMCCUGCCGGUCCCCCUCAGCUAUCGGACCCAUGGUUCAAGCCGGCCGGCCGAUCCGUUCCAGCUCACAGGGACUGGACCGGCUCACGCUGCCCACCGGAGCAGCCGGCGCCGGUGACCGCCCCUCUGCACACGCUCUGCUUCUUCCCCGGGCGCCUGAGCCGGACCACCUGGACGCCGUUUCUUCCAGAGAUUCACAUCCGGAGGACACCCCCCCGGCGGGCUACCCUGCCCAGGAUUAUCCACUCCCCCUCACUGUGCCGGACAGCUACCGCUCCGCUAAGAAGCAGGAGGAGAACCUGCUCCUGUCCUCCUACCCACCCGGAGCGCUCCCCUUCGGCCCCCUGGGGAAGGUGAUUGUGCCGAGCGGCGGCGACCUGGCCAAGCUGCCGUUCUACCCGGACCCUUACCAGCUCCUCUACGGCCCCCAGCUCUUAGCCUACCCUUACAACCUGGCAGCGCUCCCCGUCGCCCUGAACAUGAUGGCGCCCGGAGGGGACAAGGUGGAGCCUCUGCCCUUCCUCCCCGCCAUCUUCAACUACGCCGCCACCGCCGGACCCUACAUGGGUGCCGUCCCCCCACCUAUCGUGGCAAACCCGGGACUCUACGGGAGCGGCGGCACCGGCGGCAAAAAACAUCGAGACGGCGGCGGCAGCAAGCAGUAGGACAUGGAAGCUCCAGGAGGGGCGGACAGCGGCUGUGAGCGAGAAAURUGGGGCGUGGUCCACGCUCCCACCCUUGGUACAUUUGCACAUUAACCCCCGACUCUCUCUUACUCCAGAGACCAGAGCAUUACAGGAGCCAGUUUAGAGCCGAAGGACGAGAGCCCAAUAAUCCUAACGACGUAUCAGAUCUCCCCCAGCCUUUACUCUGGCUCUUCUUUGUAAUGUUACUGCUCUCCAGCUCGAUGAAUCUUCCUCUCUGACUCAUUAUAACAUCUAUAAUAUAAGGACUGCUAACAGGGUGUGUCGUGUGAAAAAUUUGUCCGGUCUACUUCCCUUUAUAAGCACGGCGUAACGAGGAUAAACGCUCUUCAGGGAAGGCUUACGUUGACUCUGAUGGGAGAUCAAGUAGAGGAAAUACACCGCUGUGUGUAUUUUAGAGCGAUCGAGCCAGAACGCAAGUUUUUUUAAAUAUUUUUUUUAUUUUCCCUCCUGCUGUUACGAGAGCUAUAAAUGAGCAUGUACGUGCACACGUAUGUAGGGAUGUGUGCAUGCGGUGUUUGGCUUCGGCAGGUAUCGCUGCAUAUGUGUGUGUGUGAAUGCRUUCGUAUGAAUCUAGAUCAUUCCGUGUGAGACACACACAGCAUUCCCACUCUAGUCGGAAUAGCUACUGUAUGUGUAGAAGUGCUUUUUAGAGGUGAUUUUUUUUUCUUCUCAUAUCCAGAUCAUUAAUAAGUCAAAAACUGUGGCUGGACGUGAGCGCGUGACGAUGACAGAUCAAGUGGGYGAGAUGUGACUGUAGGAUCUGUAAAAGCGUUCACAAUAGUUUAUAUUUUCUGUGCACAAAAUAGAAGAGGUAGUGGUCACUAAAAGGGGACACAUGUAGCUGCUUUGGACAAAUGUAGCUGGCCACUGGGUAAGAGUGAAAGGCUGGUAAACCGUUGCACUUCCAUGUUUCAUCUCAUUUCCUUCAACUAGUUCAAAACACAAAAGCAUAAAAACCAGUCAGCCUUCAUCUUGUGUAGCUUUCUUCCUCUUAGAGAAAAGGCCCCCCAUUUUCUAAGCCAGGGAGAACAUAAGGCAACAGCAAAAARGAAAAUAAUAAUAAUAAAAAAUGAGAGAAUCAGGGUAUUUAUGGAUAGGAAGGUAAAUAUAUGGACACACAAACUGUUGGGACUCUGAAUCAACAGGAACCAACAAGUGAGCGACGCCGUGGGGGGGCGGGCAAACCAACAAAAACUACGCCUGAGAAAAGUCCGAUCUUUACCGUCAUAGGAAAAAGGCUGAGCUUAGCAAAGCAUUUGGGCUGAAACUUUCCAGAUGCCCUCUCGGGGCCUUUUUUUGCGUGUGUGUUUUUGUUACGUGUAAUAUUAUCUUUAUAUAUGUUUGUUUUGUUAAACUAUUGUUGUUUAUGUUGUUUAGCCCUUAUACCUGAUGGAAGUGGCUUCAGUUUCGGGGUGAAAGGGGGAGUGAAACUUAAAAAAAAACUGAAUGUAAAUUUUAGUCAGAGGUUAAUGAAGUACAGCUGCAUUAAUGGUAGAGUUGGUUUCAGUUCCUAUUAUCGUUUGUUUUGACACAAAUAACCUGUUAAAGAACCGUAUAACGUCUGGUAUGCAUAUAUACAGUAGUCCUAGGAAAACAUGUCAGAAAAACUUGGGUUCUGUAUCCACAAAGCAUGAGCAACACUCGCUUCCUAACUGUUUAUACCCUCAGCAAAUCUGGCACUGUGCGCACAGCUUUUAUUUUUGUUAUUAUUUUUUUAUGUUUCCUGCCCUUUGAUUCUUUUAUAUCUCUAAAAAAUGUACUUUUCAUUAUAAAUCACGGUUUGGAGAUUU